This is a messenger RNA of Betta splendens (Siamese fighting fish), 2767 nucleotides long. It is a transcript of the gene clasrp, whose product is annotated as CLK4-associating serine/arginine rich protein. Lineage: Eukaryota; Metazoa; Chordata; Actinopteri; Anabantiformes; Osphronemidae. Bases 199 to 2175 code for a protein of 658 amino acids. The transcript is spliced from 21 exons. The record is from RefSeq and is a predicted model, not a curated record.
CCUCUACUGCUGUUUCUCAAUGCGCGCAGCGCCUCAACAGGCCGACCCCGGUACUGCACUAGCCGACCGUAAACGGAGAGGGAGGCGUGUGACGCUUCGCUACCAUCGGUGUUUGACCGAAAACAACCUCAGUCUGUGUUGGUGGUCAGAAAAACAGCAGCCGUGCCCCGCCGCGCCCCCACACCCAGCGGAGCCGUCAUGUGGCAGGAGGCCCGCAAACAUGAGCGCAAGCUCCGUGGAAUGAUGGUGGACUACAAGCGUCGAGGCGAGCGCAGGAGGGAGUACUAUGAGAAAAUAAAAAAAGAUCCAGCUCAGUUUCUCCAGGUACAUGGGCGAGCCUACAAAAUCCAUCUGGAUCCUGCUGUAGCACUGGCUGCGGAGAGCCCCAUCAACAUGAUGCCAUGGCAAGGAGAUGCUAACAACAUGAUUGACCGGUUUGAUGUAAGGGCUCAUCUGGACUACAUCCCUACCUACACCCCAUCGCUGCUUAACACUACAACCUCAGAGCAGGAAAUGGAGGAGAGGAAGUGCAAUUACGAGCGCUACAGAGGCCUAGUACAGAAUGAUUUUGCCAACAUCUCUGAGGAGCAGUGUUUGUACCAGAUCUACCUGGAUGAACUCUAUGGUGGCCUACAGAAGCCUAAUGAGGAAGAGAAGAAAAAGCUGGCAGAGAAGAAGGCAACCAUUGGUUACACCUAUGAAGACAGCACCGUGACUGAGCCUGAGCCGCAGUCGGACAAAGAUGAAGAAAAUUCAGAGAACAGUGAAUCUGAGGAGGAUGAGGGCAUUCCAGACAUUGAUGUAGAAGUUGAUGUUGAUGAACUGAAUCAGGAACAGGUGUUGGACCUGAACAAAAUGGCGACCACAUAUGGAAUGGCUGAAGGAGACUUUGUGAGGAUGUUGAAGAAAGACAAGGAGGAAGUGGAGGCCAUCAAACACGCCAAGGCUCUGGAGGCUGAGAAGGCCAUGUACUCUGGUCGUCGUUCUCGCAGACAAAGGAGAGAGUUCAGAGAGAAGAGACUAAAAGGUAGACAGAUCAGCCCACCAAGUUAUGCCAGAAGAGACAGUCCAACCUAUGAUCCCUACAAACGGCCAGAGUCAGAAUCCAGCUCAGAGUCACGGUCCCGCUCUCGUUCUCCUGGUCCAGAGAAGAUCACAUUCAUCACUAGCUUUGGUGGCAGUGAUGAUGAAGCUGCAGCAGCAACUCAGACAGCAGCUCCUCACUCUGGCCAUGCCCCCUCCAACUUGCAGCACCCUGCAGGUCAUAGCAGGGGCUCCCGGAGAAGAAGGUCGUCCUCCAGCCGCUCCCCUUCCUCGUCCUCCACCUCCUCAUCCCGGUUUUCCUCUCGCUCAUCUUCCCGCUCGCGCCGGAACCGGCGAGGACGAGGGGGGCGAGAUGGGCGUCGCACCCGAAGCGGCUCGCGGUCGAGGCGGCGAUCCAGGUCUCACUCCAGGGGCAGAGCGGGCAACGGGGGAAGUGGAUCCUGGAGAAGACGUGACCGGACGCGUUCGAGGUCCAAUGACCGCGAGAGAGAGCGAGAGAGGGACAGAGACAGGAGACGAUACUCUGCACGCAGGCGAACAAGGUCCCGGUCCACCUCGCGGCAGGGGGGCAGUUCUAGACGAGGGGCUAGGAGCACUGGAGGCUACCGGAGAGGAGACAGCGCCAGUCGCAGCCCCUCUCGAUCCUCUAGUCGCCCAAAUCACAGUCCCUCCCCCCCUCACAGAGGAGUCCAGCCCUCUACCACUGUUGUUUCUGACAAGCUAAGAAAGCCUGAUACUGCGGGUGGUAAAGAGACGGGAGCUGCCAAACCCAAGAUGACCCCACAGGAGCGACUGAAGCUGCGCAUGCAGAAGGCUCUCAACAAGCAGUCCAAGGCGGAUAAGAAAGCAGCUCAGGUGAAGAUCCAGCAACAGGAGCACAAACGACAGGAGCGAGAGGGAGAACUACGUGCCAUGGCACGCAAGAUACGCAUGAAGGAGCGUGAACGCCGUGAGAAAGAGCGGGAUGAGUGGGAAAGACAGUACGGCCGGCAGAGCCACUCGCCUUCUCCAUCCAAAUAUGGCCGAGAACACAACUCAUACAGAAGGAGGUCACGGUCUCGGUCUCGAUCCCGGUCACGGUCUCUGUCCAGAUCUAAAUCACGAUCACGGAGUCCGUACUACAGAUACUGAGCUGGGAGGUGGAAAAGUCUUUUUACAGUGCAGGAGAAAUUUCAAACACAUGUUAUCCAACGAAACCGCUGGUGGGAUAAGAUACAAACAGACUGAUUGUUAAUUAAUGACCAAUGUAUACCUGAGCAUGUCUGUCCUCUGGUAAUGUUUAUGCACACUGAGCUUAAAACUGAAAACCGUGGUACCUUAGUUUCACUAACUACACAGUUGAUUGAUUCAGCUAAGCUGACUUUGAUAUGCCAUUCAUCUUAUUAAAUAAGUUUUAUCUCUCCUCCCGCCUCAACAGUCCUCAUCAAUAAAGACAUUUGUAUUACUCCAGUUAUAUGGUCCCAAGCAGUGUCUUAUCUUAGCUACAUCUUCCUCAUGUCACGUUCUUCCAAGAGGAAACACUCACUAACCACCAUUUUGAGCAGCUGUCAUGAACUGAUGUACAGCAUAUUUCUACACAUCGAUCAAGUUCACGUCCAGCUGUCCUCUGCUCUUUUUGUACUACGUUUCUCAGCCAGCUGGUUAAUAUUUGCCCCUUUGUUCAGUAAUGUGGCCUGUGUAAUACAAAUACAGAACAAUUAAUAAACCUGACUUUGAAACCACA